GAUUCCCAGCAAAAGCAAAAAGUUCAUGAUCAACCGAGAGAUAAAGAGACCGAGCUUAGCAAUGAAACUUGCGUGAGCGCCAUAUCACUGGUUCGUCAUGUCCAGCCACACACGCUGCUUGACCACAAAGGCGCACACGAAGUCGACAUCGUAAAUUGUAGUAGAAACGGCAGCGAUUCCAAAGCACUUGAUUGUACGCACGCGCACGAAGGGCGAGCGAAGAAUAGCACAGAUCAUCUACAUGAUACGAAUUAUACAAUAAGCAAGCAGGAUUUGUUACAUUUGUGUCCAGUAUUGCUCUACCAAAUCGCGUCACCACUGGCGGUCGAGCGAGCAGGGUGCUUAAAUCCGUCACUUCUAGCUCACAUUGAUGGCGUGGAAGCGAGUCGAUUCGACGUCAAAAAAGAGGACAUUAUGUACGUUUGGAUUUACGCAUUUAUAUCGGUUUUCGCCUGUGGAAUUUUGGGCCUGGUUGGCGUAGCGAUCAUUCCUUUUAUGGAUUCUCGGUACUAUAAGUACAUUAUUCAAUAUUUGGUGGCACUGGCUGUUGGAACAAUGACCGGUGAUGCGCUGUUGCAUUUACUACCGCAUUCUUUGGCUGGACAGAGUGAGCAAAAUAUGAUACUUAAGGGACUCGCUUGCAUGAGCGGCAUCGUCUUCUUUUACAUAACAGAACACGGCCUUACCAUGAUAUCAGAGUGGCGCAAACGCAUAGCCAAGAGUGAUACGAAACAGCAAUCGCGCGCAAAGGUGGUACGUGAUCCCGAUUCUUCGGUCAAUAACUCAGUCGCUGGCGAUAAGGUUUGCAAAUCAAAAUACAGCUCUUAUCCUUACUGUUACGAUGAGAUUGCCAUGGACACGAAGAACGACAUGCACCUGCCCGGCUCUAAGUUGAAUAACAUAUCUGAUUUGUCUAGUGAUUUAAUGGGUGUUGGCAAUAAUGUGGAGCGCAAACGCAACGGCAAAGCUGACGCAGACGGAAACGAAGCGGUGGCACAGUCGCUAAUACCUGUGUGGCACCACAACCAUCAAGAUCACCAUCAUCAGCAACAACAGCAUCAGCACCACAUUCAUCUGCCCGACAGCAAUACAAUUUCCACAGAUUUGGAUGGUCAUUCUAUGGGAGGAACGGACGGGCAUAGUCACUCCCUUACCUACAAUCCAACGGUGGCAACUAAUGGAAAUGCCAAAGAGCGUUCUUUGACCAGUGAUUCAGUGCCGACUGUCAUAUUGCGCGAACAUGAAUCUUCGCAUCAUGGACACAGUCAUAAACACGGACACGUACACUCGCCUCCGGAAUCAUUGAGCGCCGUUGUCUGGAUGAUAAUCAUGGGCGAUGGCUUACACAACUUCACCGAUGGCAUGGCAAUAGGCGCUGCAUUUGCAGAGAAUAUUGCCGGUGGCUUCUCGACAUCGCUGGCGGUGUUUUGCCAUGAGCUGCCACACGAACUGGGUGACUUCGCGAUCCUUAUAAAAGCCGGCAUGUCCAUCAAAACAGCGGUAUAUUACAAUUUGUUGACGAGUGUGCUUAGUUUCAUCGGCAUGAUAUUCGGUAUUGUUUUCGGUCAAUCGCCGAACAUAGCACAAUGGAUGUUUGCUAUUGCGUCUGGUCUCUUCAUCUAUAUUGCGCUGGUGGACAUGAUGCCGGAACUGUCAUCAGCUCACAAGACUCUGGAACAAUUUGUGCUGCAAAUACUCGGAAUAUGCACUGGUGUAUUCAUAAUGCUUUUAAUUGCGCUGUACGAAGGAGAUCUAAUGAGCCUGUUUUCUUCAUCGUCAUCAGCAGCGUCGACCACCUCGGGCCAACAACAUAAUCAUUAGUAGGGGGCCCAAAACAUUUUGGAAUGUGUUGAAGUAAAGUAAAGAGAAAACUCACAAGCCGCC
Molecule: messenger RNA, 1884 nt
Organism: Rhagoletis zephyria (snowberry fruit fly)
Lineage: Eukaryota; Metazoa; Arthropoda; Insecta; Diptera; Tephritidae
Product: zinc transporter foi-like
Biological process (GO): intracellular monoatomic cation homeostasis; zinc ion import across plasma membrane
Cellular component (GO): plasma membrane
Molecular function (GO): monoatomic cation:bicarbonate symporter activity; zinc ion transmembrane transporter activity
Source: RefSeq, a predicted model, not a curated record